Thamnophis sirtalis is the source of this 1278-nucleotide messenger RNA. Lineage: Eukaryota; Metazoa; Chordata; Lepidosauria; Squamata; Natricidae. The record is from RefSeq and is a predicted model, not a curated record.
AUGGAUUCUUCAGAAUUACCUGAAAAAUUUCGUCUGACUGACAAGCUCUCAUUUGAGGCAUUUAAGUCUGGAUCUGAACUUGAAAUUGCACGCUAUGUGUUUGGAUACCGCAGUAGCUUAAGAAAACAGGAUUUUUUUCAGGUUGUAGAUUCAAUUCUGUCUUCUUUUUUUUUUUUUUUCCUUUCCAGGAGGAGAGAUUCUGAGCUGUAUAAGUUUGUGGAAAAUUUAUUCUAUCAUCCUCUAUUCAAGUCUAUUAUGAUCAGCAGCAUUACGCUCAAUGCGAUAUUCUUGUCUUUAGAAACUGAUUAUAAAGUUCGUUACGAGUAGGUAGCAGAUCUGCUCAUUUUAGCCAUCUAUACCACAGAAUUUCUAAUGAGCCUUUACUUGGAUCCGGUUAAUUAUUGGAAGGACGGUUAUAAGCGUUUUGAUGCUACUGUCCUUUUCAUUGCUUACCUCCCAUACACCAUUGACCGCAGCAACCCAAAAAUGCACCAUACUGUAACUAUGCUGAAAGGAUUCCAAGCUCUCCGAGUCCUCAAGCUGCUCUACUAUAGUCCAGGGAUAACUAAUCUAUUGGCAGCUAUGGGCCAGACUGUGAAAAAUGUAAUCUAUGUCCUUGUCUUAUUGUUCUUGCUAAUGUUUAUCUUUGCUAUUCUGGGACAUGGUUUGUAUGGAGACUAUGAACAUGGAGAUCCACGGAACUGGGGCAGCUUAGCAGCUGCCUUUUUUACACUCUUCAGCUUAGUAACGGUUGAUGGAUGGACAGACUUACAGGAAGAAUUGGAUAAUAAAAAGUUUGUUACAAGCCGAACAUUCACAAUAGUAUUCAUUCUGCUAGGAUUUUUUGUAUUUUUCAAUAUGUUUAUUGGAGUUGUCAUUAUGGAUAUCCAGCACUCAACUGAGCAAUAUGAGGAAAAACUGAAAGAAGAAAGGCAAAUUACUUUGAUUGCAAAGAAGCAGGCCAUCCUAAAAAGGCAACAGGAAGAAAUAUUUGAAUUGUUCAAUCUGCAGAAAUCAACUGAGUACAAAACUUUUGAUGAAAUGGUGGAAAGCUUUAAAAAGAGCCUGCUUCAUUCAGAUCCUAUGGUCUUGGAAGACUUCUGUGCCAGCCUGCCAUUCAUUGACCUCUAUUUGGCAUCCCUUGAUCGUCAGGAUGCCACUGUGUACAAGCUGCAAGAUCUCUACUAUGAAAUUGUUGCCAUUUUGUCUACCCUGCUAUACCAUUCCCAUGAAAAGACUUUGCAAUCUCUGCAGUGCUUUAAGGGAAAAUCUAGGUAG